Andrographis paniculata is the source of this 824-nucleotide messenger RNA. RefSeq names its product 40S ribosomal protein S15. Gene Ontology annotation, cellular component: ribosome; cytosolic small ribosomal subunit. Bases 127 to 582 code for a protein of 151 amino acids. NCBI's taxonomy places the organism in Eukaryota, Viridiplantae, Streptophyta, Magnoliopsida, Lamiales, Acanthaceae. The transcript is spliced from 4 exons. The record is from RefSeq and is a predicted model, not a curated record. Gene Ontology annotation, biological process: ribosomal small subunit assembly; translation. Gene Ontology annotation, molecular function: structural constituent of ribosome; RNA binding.
AAAAUACCAAAUAUCAACACUCCACCAUUCAUUAUCGCCCUUCUGCAUUUACGUCCGAAACCCUAGCCGCGCACCAGCUGCGAUUCGUAUUAUCCUCCUCCGGCGAAGAAAGUACUUCAGGCUAUCAUGGCGGAUGUCGACACAGAGGUCGCGGCGGCGCAGCCGAAGAAGAGAACGUUCAAGAAAUUCUCCUUCAGAGGCGUCGAUCUCGAUGCGCUCCUUGAUAUGUCCACGGAUGAGCUCGUCAAGCUCUUCAAUGCCCGUGCUAGAAGAAGGUUCCAGAGAGGUUUGAAGAGGAAGCCGAUGGCUCUGAUCAAGAAGCUGCGUAAGGCGAAACGCGAGGCUCCACCUGGUGAGAAGCCUGCACUGGUCAGGACUCAUCUGCGCAACAUGAUCAUCGUCCCUGAGAUGAUCGGAAGCGUCCUCGGCGUGUACAAUGGCAAAACUUUCAACCCGGUUGAAAUCAAGCCUGAAAUGAUCGGUCACUACCUCGCGGAGUUCUCAAUCUCUUACAAACCUGUCAAGCAUGGAAGGCCGGGUAUCGGUGCCACCCACUCCUCGAGGUUUAUUCCUCUGAAAUGAGAAAAGUGCCGUCGAACACCGGGUAAGACAUGGGUUCAUUUUCGCGAGUUUUGUUCUGUCUGGUUUAUUGUUUCCUUCUGUUCUUAGCUACUACCGAAUUGUUUGGUGCAAACUUUUCUGAAUAUUUUCGAAACCUUAAUACUCUGAGUUUCUUUUGAACUUUUGUUAUGUCAUUUGUUGUGUUAGUUUGGAUAGCCAACAUUGUUCUACUUAUUAUUAUAUGUUAAACUGCACUUUAUUUA